CGGAAGAAGCCGGGACGCACCCUCCUUCCGCCCGGCCCCGCAGACGCUGCUCGGCAGCCGGCGCGUGCAGCCCAAUGACCGCGGACAUGCGGGGCGCCGGGGAAGAGAGCACGGGACCAGGAUCAGAAGAGCAGGUCCCUCUGUAUGAAGAAUUUAUUUACUGUUGUGGAGCUGCUACUCAGGUCUUAAAGUGUGGGCCCUGGAAAGACCUCUUGGAAUCUGAAAGUAAAACUCUCCCCAGGCUCUUGUUUCUGAUUAUUCCAGUACUGUAUUUUUGAGAUAAUGUUAAUUGCCUGAGAAACAGAAGCAAUGAAUGACCCUUCUGGUUUUCCAGUUCCUUUUCAUGUGUUUGACUAAAAUCCUCUUUAUCUGUAACCCAGGACUGGCAGGCUAUUACAGGACCUUCAUACGGGCAUUAUACCAUGGACUAAACCGGCGGUACCCAGUUUGGAUUGUGAGCCAUGCUGGGCACUGCAAGCCCCCUAAUGGCAUGGGAAUGACAGAAGACACUGAUAUUAAAGAACUAGAGGAUGUCUUUGGACUUCACGGACAAAUUGAGCACAAGUUGGACUUCCUCAGAAAGAAUGUGCCAAAAGAUAUGAAGCUUGUGCUGAUUGGUCAUUCAAUCGGUUGCUACAUCACCCUUGAAAUGAUGAAGAGAGCAUCAGAACUUCAGGUUGUCCGCUCUGUGCUGCUGUUUCCAACAAUAGAACGCAUGGCUCAGUCCCCACAAGGCAAGCUCCUGACACCUGUGCUGUGCAAGCUUCGGUACAUUCUGUACAUGCCAGUCUACCUGCUGUCAUUUCUUCCGGAAAGAGUCAAAACUUCCAUGGUGCGGUUUGUGCUGCGAGGAUUGAAAUAUCCUGAUGAAGCUUCAGUAGUUACCUCCCUAAAUCUCUUCAGUGUGGAUUGUGUUGCGAAUGUCCUGUAUAUGGCAAGCCAAGAAAUGAUGAAGGUUGUGGAGAGAGACAGUACAACUAUAAAACAAAAUUUAAAGAAGCUGACUUUUUAUUAUGGAGUUGCAGACAACUGGUGCCCACAACAGUAUUUUGAAGAGAUCAAGAUGGAUUUUCCGGAUGGGGACAUUCGGCUCUGUGAGAAGGGAAUCCGCCAUGCUUUUGUCCUAGAUGCCAGCAGAGAGGUGGCGGCCAUGAUCACAGACUGGUUACAAGACAUUCUGACCAGAUUAUAAACAUUCUUUGAAUAAUGACAAGGAAAAAAAAAGUUACCCUUUGGUGAAUGUGUAGUUCUCUGUCUGAGUCUGAUCCUAAUUUUUCUGUGCGUUAUAAAUUAUGGCUUGUUUUCUACUGAGAUAUCUUACAGAAGGAUAAAGUCCCACUGACUGGUCUAAAUUAUAGCUCCAUCAGCACAAUAAUAUUGGAUCCCCAUGCUGUACCAGCAGGGCUCUACAAGGCAUUUCAGGGAUUCUAUCAAUUAUAGAGCAGGACU
This is a messenger RNA of Gopherus flavomarginatus (Mexican gopher tortoise), 1449 nucleotides long. It is a transcript of the gene LDAH, whose product is annotated as lipid droplet associated hydrolase. Bases 314 to 1192 code for a protein of 292 amino acids. Lineage: Eukaryota; Metazoa; Chordata; Testudines; Testudinidae. The transcript is spliced from 8 exons. Gene Ontology annotation, cellular component: lipid droplet. Gene Ontology annotation, biological process: lipid storage. Gene Ontology annotation, molecular function: lipase activity. The record is from RefSeq and is a predicted model, not a curated record.